AUGUGCGGAAAUAUGGCGAGUAACCGGCCCGUAAAAGGCUCGGCUGGCAAUGGGGGCCAUGGAUUUCUACCCCCAUUGAAUAAAUUACCCCCCACCUCCUCCUCCGAUGAUCGACUGUCGCUGUCCGGUGACGGAGGUGCUGAAAUCAGAGCUCUCGCGCACCUCCUCCUCCACCACCAGCCCCCUUCUUCUUCUUCUUCUUCUUCUUCUCCUCCUCCUCCCUACCUCCCUCCCUCCCUCAAUCUCACUAUCACCGCCGACCGACACUUGCAGCCAUUUUACGCAGGAGCGAGCCCGGCCGUGUCGCGAGGCAGUCACCUGGGCAGAGCCGAGGCAGCCGCCCGCGCGUGCCGGCGCUCGCGGACCGGGUCCAGGUGA
Messenger RNA from Menidia menidia (Atlantic silverside), 378 nucleotides. Lineage: Eukaryota; Metazoa; Chordata; Actinopteri; Atheriniformes; Atherinopsidae. The record is from the annotation of a GenBank genome assembly.